AUGCCCUGCCAUCUGUCUCACGUUCCCACAUCAGCAAAGGUCCUGCUCAGGAGCCGAGAGCUGCUGUGCACUUGGCACACCCUGCACAUCUCCACAGCCUGUGCCAAGGUGGAGAACCGUACUGCCCAAGUACGCGUGGGCAAGGGGGACAAGCCGGUGACCUACAAGGAGGCCCAUGCACCGCACUACAUCACCCACCGUAAGAGCUGGCUGUCACUGCACACAGGUAACCUGGGUGGGAAGGAGCUUGCUUCAGAGCAAGCAGUGGAGGAUGUCUUCCUGCACAAGUUCAUGCUGGGUACCUUCCCAGGAUGCCUGGCUGGCCAGGUGGAGAUCUGUGCCCUGAUGCUCAGGCAACUGCCUUCUCACAAGUACUACUUCCUUGUGGGCUACAGUGAAAUUUUGCUGUCCCACUUUUACAAAUGUCUCAUGCAUCUGCAUCUCCAGACUGUGAAGCCUACAUCACACUUA
This is a messenger RNA of Choloepus didactylus (southern two-toed sloth), 471 nucleotides long. Its product is annotated as 28S ribosomal protein S24, mitochondrial-like. The record is from RefSeq and is a predicted model, not a curated record. Lineage: Eukaryota; Metazoa; Chordata; Mammalia; Pilosa; Megalonychidae. Gene Ontology annotation, biological process: translation. Gene Ontology annotation, cellular component: mitochondrion. The transcript has 3 exons. The annotation marks the transcript as partial.